AGCAUCUGCCUCCCCACGUCACGCCAUAAAAUCGGCAUGAAGCCGCUACAAAUAAAUUUCGAAUCAUGAUACCAUGGUAUUAGCUUUGAUGCGGCAAGUCAGGCUACCAGUGCGGCUUCGGAGCGACAACUUCGCCGCACUGCGCCCAAACGUCGCACAGUCUCGCAAGCAAUAUUCAAAUGCCUCCCGCCCUGCUGGCACGGUUAUGCUAGGAAUUCAGCAAAUAGCGCAAUAUCCUGUCAAUUUGCCUAGAGGGUUAAGACCGGUAUCGAAUACCUCGGCCGGAGCAGAUGCGGCGUCAAGUCUCCCUGCCGACUCUCUUCCAACGACAGCCCACGCGAGCACAUUCACAACAGACCCGGAUGCUGAGACGAUGAUACAAGAGUCAAUAACGGAUGACAAAUCGAAAUCUAAAACACAAAGCCGGAGAAUUAGACAAUCUAGACCAAAGCGCACGGAUACGGCGUACAACCAAUGGGGCUUUCUACGGCAUGCGUAUCCUGCUGAGGAGCUCAAAGGGGCGCAACGCGCGUUCGACUACUGGAAGCGACAGUUUUACAAAAUCAUGCAAAAAAGUCGACAUGUACCACUACAACAGGAAAGCAUGUUCCCCUUAUUACAACAUGAAGAUGUCUCUGCCAUGCGCCGGGCUUGGCAAGAAUUGGACCCUGCAGAGCGAUUAAAACAGUGGCCAAAGCUCAUGCUAUCAACCAUGAGAUGUACACCAAGCAAGUCAGCAAUGGUUCUCAACGCCACCCUAGAUCCUCUCCCUCCAGGCUAUGCAAUCAACGAUGUACUUGCAUUUUGCGCAGCUUGGGCUGUUGGAGCAGAAACCCAGCACAAUCGGCAACACACAUUGGCAUCCGAAACACUCUUGGACCUGGCAGUCCAUACACUAGAAGAUGUGCCCCGCGGCGAGAUUCCAUUUCGACAACGAACAUUUGGUCUGUUAGCGAAAGCUCUUCCGGCAGAACAAGCCCAUGAGUUAUACAAUACUCUUCAGCGAACCUCACAUCAGCUGCACUCAAACACGAAAUUACAAUUCGCAGCAAAGCUGGGCAAGCAUACUAAUACCAAGCCAGUCGCUUUUGAAAUACUCAAAGAACUGACUGAGGAUGGGCAUAACUUGCAACUUCCCCAAUUCUCAAGCACUCUGACUACUCUAUUGCAUUCUCCAGUCUCUGGCGAAACACCAUCAGCCACCACUCAACAAUUUUCUUCAAAAGCAGCCCUCGAGUAUUUCAUGGAGCAAGGGUAUACACCUAACACCGUUACAUUCACGGCAUUUUUGGACUCUAUGGCCCAUGAGGUAGACUGUGAAGAAGUAAUUCGCCUGGCGCUGCUCUUUGCUGAAUCAGGAGUCAAACUGGACUCGAGAACGUGGUCUAACCUCUUUCGCACUGCCAAACAUAGUUUAAAUAUCAGCAACAUUUCCAAAGCGCUAGAUGUUGCGAAAGUAGCCAGCGUUGGCUAUCGUGAAGUGCUCAACAACGCUUUACACGCUAUUUUCUACUUUGCAACGAUGGAGCUUCGCGAUGGCAGACAUCAACCAGCUGCCAGUAGUUCCAUAUUCAAACCAAUGCUACGCAUCUAUGCCAAGCAGUUUGAUCUCGAACCUUUGCAACGCUGGCUUCCUGAUACCCUACCACUAUUACUUAACACCAUACCUACAGUGUCUCCUACGCUGUCGCAGAAUGCCCAAUCUACUCCGCGAGAAUAUGAUGGCCCAAUUCUGAGCACAAUCGGCGAUCUUUUCUCCAACAACUCAACGAAGAAGUUAAAACCCAACUCUACAACUAUUGCCACAAUGAUUCGCGCUUACAUCCGGAGUCUACAUUCAUCAUACGAUCUCCUUUCGUAUUAUAAUUUCUUCAAACUACGACUGGAAGAAACGGCAAACGGUGCUGGUUUCGGAUCUGAGAUGAUGAAGGAUCAAGGCAGUCUGAUCCACGACACAUUUAUCCUGGGCAUGACAAAUAAGCGUGGCAUGGUUCGACCGGCUCUGUCAGUCUUUGGAGACAUGUUAAAAGACUAUCUGAAGCAUUCUACGCUUGAUGAAGCUGCAUCGGCUGGAACACAAGCAUCAUCUGGUCCAGCCCACCCUCCUCCCAGCUUAAUCACCUUUAACCUGCUCAUUCGUGGGCUUUUCAGCCAAGGUGACGUUAAAAUGGCUGAGAAGGUCAUCCAAGUAAUGAAAGAGCAUGGCCAUGAACCGGAUCAGGUUACGUGGAACACGCUGAUUAGAGGGUACUCAUCAAUGCAAAGCGUGAGCCGAACCGUAACAGCGUUACAGGCAAUGGAGUCGACCGGGUUGAAGCCAGAUGCAUUUACAUUCAAGGCAUUUGGCAAGCUCAAUGACCAAAGUCGGGCUUUUGAAAUCAUGGAAGACAUUAUUAAUAUUAAUCAACGCAAACUUUCCGACGGUGGAAUGUAGCGAUAUGUAACGAUAGGAAGAACAAUUCUGUAUAAUAGCUGUAAAGAAACCAUACCCCAACUGACAUGUCAACUUAUUUACAGUAAUCAAGGACAAGCGAUAACCAACUAUCUCAAAUUCUAUAUUUGAUUAUGACAAUAUCCUUUUGAAUAAUUUUUCAACAUAAGAAUUCUUGUAACAAGAAAUGGCGUCAAAUUCAAGACGCCAGCUACCGAAGCCUG
Molecule: messenger RNA, 2655 nt
Organism: [Torrubiella] hemipterigena
Lineage: Eukaryota; Fungi; Ascomycota; Sordariomycetes; Hypocreales; Clavicipitaceae
Source: the annotation of a GenBank genome assembly